Messenger RNA from Phlebotomus papatasi, 11273 nucleotides. RefSeq lists its product as uncharacterized. Gene Ontology annotation, biological process: transmembrane transport; monoatomic ion transport. The transcript is spliced from 7 exons. Gene Ontology annotation, molecular function: protein binding; monoatomic ion channel activity. Lineage: Eukaryota; Metazoa; Arthropoda; Insecta; Diptera; Psychodidae. The record is from RefSeq and is a predicted model, not a curated record. Gene Ontology annotation, cellular component: membrane. The coding region runs from base 224 to 9319 and encodes 3031 amino acids.
GAGAACGGUGAGAAUUCAAGUGAUAUGAAAAGUGUUGAAUGUGAUGAAGAAAAAUAAAAGAGCAGAGGGAAUUGCUCCUCAAUGAUGGAUGUUUUAUGGAUCUGCAAAUAUGAGAUAAAUCUGCAUGGAAUUUACGGUGAAAAGGCCACAUCGCCAGGCAAAAUAUCGUCAGUUUGAGAGAGGAUUUCUCCGUGAGGUAAAGUGUAUUGAGUGAGGAUGAAAAAUGGAAAAUCUGGGAUUUAAGGAGGGUACUGCAAGGCCAAAACGUGAAAGAUUGACCAGAGGAUCGAGUUCUACGUCAACAGAGAAUGGAGAGGCAGAAACAACACCAUUGACACAGAGUAGCAGGUUGAAGGCGGCAGCACCGCAUUUGCGUCUCAAGUGGCGAAACUUGUCACUGGCAGUGAUUGAGGCCCAGCUGGCGACGCCAGAUCGAUGUGACUAUAUGGAAGUUGGGCAGUCACCACCAGCGGAAUUUGCUCCGAGUGUGUAUGAGGCUGUAGAGGAGCCAAGUGAACAAAUAACAGUGCAAAUAUGCAGUGAUACGAUACGUGAGAAUCUCCUGGAGGAGAUGAAGUUACUCAAUGGACGGCUAAAGUUACUCGAUGACAUUGAGCAUCAAGUGGUUACGCCAGAAAAUAUACAGGAAGCUUUGGAAGGGUCGAGUAAGGCUGAAUUGAAUCUUUGCUUCCUCUGGGCGACUUUCCUGAAGCGUCAUGAACUUCUUGAGGGUCUGCUCCAAGUAGGGGCAGAACUCUGCUACGUAGAUACCAUUGGAAUGUCUGCUCUGCAUCUGGCAGCUUUUAGUGGUUGUGUAAAGUGUACGUUGUUCCUUAUCACUCGGGGAGUUGAUGUUAACUUUCAGACUGGCGCCUACACUCCACUGCAUUGCGCAGCUUUUGGGAAUUCAGUGGAAACUGCCAAGGUUCUGAUAGAGAAUGGGGCGGAUUUGACGAUAAUCACAAAGAAGGAGAACAAUGAGGAGUCCUUACUCCACUGUGCUGUCCGGGCGAAUGCUGUGCAGUGCGUAAAGCUCUUUAUAAGUAACGGAGCCGAUGUGAACUGUGUCAAGCCUAAGGGAACGAAUGCAAUUCACCUGGCGUCGGAUCUUGGGCUAGUGAAGUGCUUGAAGGCUCUUCUGAACGCUCCAGAUGCUGAUCCAAAUGUACGAAUCAGUAGCAGUGUCAAGGAAUCCACAGCCUUGCAUUUAGCUGCAGAUGAUGGAAAUGCAGAAUGCGUAAGCUUGCUCCUGGCUAAGGGUGCCAAUGCAAAGCUGAAGAACCAUCGAGGUCUGACAGCUCUUCAUUUGGCUGCCAGGACGACGAGUUUGAAGUGCGUAGAGAAUUUGCUUCGUAUCGGAGGAGCAGAUCCCAAUGCGUUGGAUUUUGAUCACAGAACACCGCUUCAUGGAGCUAUCGGGAAGACGCAGACGUCGUUCAAGAUCCUGGAGACUCUGAUCGCAUGGGGAGCUAAUGUCAACCACCAGGAUAUCUACGGGUUUACGCCUUUGCAUCUCGCAGCGUUGGACGGAAUGUCGGACUGCGUGGAGACGUUGAUCUUCCACGGAGCAGAUGUAACACUGAAGUCGAAGAAGGGGACAACUGCUCUGAAUGUGAUCGUGCGGAAGACACCUACGUCACUCAAAAUGAUAGACCAUAAACUUGAUCAUGCGAUAACACUUCAUACUCACAAGGUUGCUAGCAAUCGUGAGGUGGAACUUGAAUUGGAUUUUGGACCAUUACUACAACACUGCCAUCCACGGGAGAUUAGUUACCUGAAGAAGAUAGUUGAGGAGAACCACAAGGAUGUGCUUCAGCAUCCUCUCUGUAGGGCUUUUCUCUAUCUCAAGUGGAAGAAGAUCAGGAAGUACUAUAUCGCUAGGUUGAUCUUUUGCUUCAUCCACAUCUUCUUCUUCAGUUUGUACGUUCUAACUGCCCUAGCUCACAAUUGCUACAACAGUAGCAAGGAUAUGGAAGAAGCGGCCUUGAUUGAAGCAACGGAACUCUGUCAGAAGCAAUCGAUGUUUGGGGAUAUGCUAAGGAGCAAUCCUUUCGUCAUUGAGAUUCAAUGGUGGGUCCUAGCGGCGUUUACGCUCGUGGAGAUUGUUCGGAAACUCUGCGGGAUUAGUGGAUACUCCACAGCUAAGCAGUACUUUUCGUCCUUUGAGAAUAUCAUCGAAUGGUUUGUGAUUGGAAGUGUUUUUAUCACUUCCUACGUUUAUAUGCAGAGGACGUACUUUUGGCAGAAUCAUAUUGGGGCCUUUGCUAUCCUUCUAGGAUGGACGAACUUGAUGCUGAUGGUUGGUCAACUGCCUUAUUUUGGGGUCUACGUGGCUAUGUAUACGAAAGUUCAGACGGAAUUUGCAAAGCUGUUUAUGGCGUACUGCUUCGUUCUCAUUGGGUUUACUAUAAGUUUCUGUAUUGUUUUUCCGGAUAGCCAGUACUUUGCGAAUCCUUUCGUGGCCUUUAUCAUUGUGUUGAUCCUCAUGACGGGAGAGAUUGAUUUGGAAAUGUUGACGAAUGAUCCGAAUGGGAAAGAUCCGCCUGUUUUACUGGAGAUCAGUGCUCAGCUUACUUUUAUAUUGUUUCUCUUCUUCAUCACGAUCAUCUUGAUGAACCUUCUGGUGGGUGUUGCUGUUAAUGACAUUGAGGCACUGAAAGAAUCUGCUGAACUUUCCAAACUUGUGCGUCAGACAGAGUUGAUCUCCUACAUUGAAUCGGCACUAUUCAAUAAGUACAUUCCAAGGUGGUUGAGGAAGCUCGUACAUGAAUCGGCCAUGGUAUCUCCGCAUGCUUACCGUGCGAUACUCUGUGUUAAGCCACAAAAUCCGGGAGAGAAGAGGCUCCCGCGGGAGAUACUCGAUGAGGCCCUUGAGGUGGGUAAACAGAGAAAAGAUUUGGAGCAUACAUUGUCCAAUGAUGGAUCAGAUACAUCAAUAAAUUACAGUUUUAGGAGGAAGGGAAGUAAGAGGAAUGGGAGUAAGGUACUGGAAAGGCAGGAAUCAAUCUGUCCUUCCAUUCAUCGGAUUGAGAGCCCUGGGAAUGAGGUGACGAAGAAGAUGGAAGACAAUGCUGAGAAAAUUGAUAUAUUGUCGAAUGAAGUGAAGGAAUUAAAGGCGAUAUUGCAUCAAAAUCACUCAACGCUCGAGCACUUGUUGUUUGUCAUGUCCAAGAGUCAUGAGACAACAACGACCACAAGAAAAAAGUCCAUAAAGAAAGGUAGAAUCACGGAUAUUCCGGAGGUAUUAAUGGAUAAUCCUGCUUUUAAUGAUGCCACGGCGAUCAAUCGCCAAGCCAGAAGAUUCUCCAGAGCUGCCAGUGUGGCUAUGGACAAUGAAGCUUCACCCUUUUCACCAACAUCACCAAGGUUCAAGACCGUAGCACCGGCUAUGAUGGUGCGCUGGCGGAAUGAUCCUCAGGCUAUGCUGGAGGAUCAGGCUGAAGGGUUUGAGUAUAUGGAAGUUGGACCAUCACCGCCGGCUGAAAGUGCACCCAGUAUGUAUGAUAGCUUUGAGGAGCCUAGCACAGAACUGAGUGUGCAGAUAUGUAGUGAGACAAUUCGGGGUAAUCUUCUGGAUCAGAUGAAGACGUGCAAUGGUCGGGUGAGGCUGCUGGAGGAUAUUGAACAGAGGAAUAUAACGACAGAGAAUGUUGUUGAGAGUUUUAGGAAUGUGGGAAAAAUUGAGAAGAAUAUUGCAUUUCUGUGGGCGACAUAUCUCAAGAGAUGGGAUUUGCUGGAGGGACUACUGCAGUCUGGUGCUGAUUUGCAGUAUACAGAUCCAAAUGGGAUUUCGGCACUGCAUUUGGCGGCAUUUAGUGGUUGUGUGAGGUGUACGGCUUUCUUGAUAUCGUGCGGAAUUGAUGUGAAUCUGCAAAUAAAGUGCUAUACACCUCUGCAUUGUGCUGCAUUUGGGAAUUCCCCAGAGACGGCUAAGAUGUUAAUAACAGCUGGUGCUAGUAUUGCAACGGUUACAGCUAAGCAGGAUUGUGAAGAAUCACUGCUGCACUGUGCUGUUAGGGCAAAUGCUGUUGAUUGUGUGAGGUUGUUUAUGGCUGAGGGGGCUGAUGUGAAUUCCUUGAAGCCAAAUGGGACAAAUCCCAUACAUUUGGCGGCAUAUCUGGGGCAUGUGCAGUGCCUUGAGGUGUUGCUGGAGACAAAAGCUGCAGAGGUGGAUAUUAAGAAUUGUAUAAGGGACAAGGAGUCCACGGCUCUGCAUUUGGCGGCUGAUGAGGGUAAUGUGGAGUGUGUGAAUUUGUUGUUGAGCAAAGGGGCUGAUGUAAAGGUGAGGAAUCACCGGGGAUUUACGCCGUUGCACCUAGCGGCUAGAUCGGCGAGUAUUGAGUGCUGUGAAUCGUUGCUGAGGACAGGGAAUGCAGAUCCAAAUGCUGAGGAUUUUGAUCAUAGAACUGCCCUUCAUGCAGCUAUUGGGAAGUCUGAUCAGGCUCUGGAUAUUCUGGAGACGCUGAUAGCGUGGGGAGCUAAUAUCAAUCACAAAGAUGUUUAUGGGUUUACAGCCCUGCAUCUAGCGGCCCUGGAUGGUCUGGCACAGUGCGUGGAAGUGUUGAUCUUCCAUGGGGCUGAUGUCACGACGAAAUCCAAGAAGGGGACAUCAGCUCUUAAUGUGAUCACGCGGAAAACACCUGCAUCACUGCAGAUGAUCAGUCAGAAACUAGACGCCGCGAUCACAUGUCAUCAGAGCCAUGAUACCGCAAAUCGCGAGGUAGAACUUGAACUAGACUUUCGGCAACUCCUGCAGUACUGUCACCCAAGGGAAAUCAGUUACUUGAACACCUUCGUGGAUGAGGGACAGAAGGAAUUUCUGCAGCAUCCGCUAUGCAGUGCGUUCCUCUAUAUCAAAUGGGGAAAAAUCCGAAAGUACUACAUUGGACGCUUGGUUUUUUGUUUCAUGUUUGUCCUCUUCCUUACGCUUUACGUGUUGACAGCCCUAGCCCAUAAUUGCUACAACAGCAGUAAGGAGAUGGAGGAGGAGAUACAGGAGCAGGAAUUGUGUCAGAAACAGUCAAUAUUGGGCAAUAUGUUGCGCAAUAAUCCCUUUGUAAUUGAGAUGCAAUGGUGGGUCCUUGUUGCCAUAACGAUUGUAGAGAUUUUCCGUAAACUCUGUGGUAUCAGUGGAUUUUCCUCAUUUCGGCAGUAUGUGACACAAUUUGAGAAUCUUAUUGAGUGGUUCGUGAUUGUUAGUGUCUUUGUGAUCUCGUACAUUUAUACGCAUCGUACGUAUACUUGGCAGAAUCACAUAGGGGCCUUUGCUGUCCUCCUAGGAUGGACGAAUCUUAUGCUAAUGAUAGGACAACUACCAGUUUUUGGUGCCUACGUCGCUAUGUACACGAAAGUCCAGGGAGAGUUUGCUAAACUCUUCAUGGCGUACUCGUGUAUGUUGAUUGGAUUCACAAUCAGUUUCUGCGUAAUCUUCCCGUCAUCUUCCCUGUUUGCCAAUCCCUUCAUGGGCUUCAUUUCCGUUCUGGUGUUGAUGAUUGGGGAACAAGAUCUAUCACUCCUGACUAACGAUCCCGACGACAAAGAUCCCCCUUUUCUCCUGGAGAUCAGUGCACAGAUCACCUUCGUCCUCUUCCUCCUCUUUGUCACCGUGAUCUUGAUGAACCUCCUCGUGGGAAUCGCUGUGCACGAUAUCCAGGCACUCAAAGUGUCUGCUGAACUCUCCAAGCUCGUACGUCAGACCAAGCUUAUCUCCUACAUAGAAUCUGCCCUCUUCAACGGCUAUCUACCAUGUUGGCUGAGACGUCUCCUUCACAAUACAGCCCUCGUUUCACCGCAAGCCUACCGGGUUGUCCUGUGCGUGAAGCCCCUAAACCCAGGCGAGAAGCGUCUCCCGCGUGAUAUCCUAAAGGCCGCUUACGAAGUUGGGAGGCAGCGAAAACACUUUGGGCAUACAAUUUCUGCCCGGAAUUCAACAGCUACCUACUUCUCCUACAAGAACCCAAUGAAACUAGACACAAAACUGGCCGAAUCCAAACUCAUAGAGAACAACAAUGCCAACAAUAUCCGUUCAGGUGAAUCAGAUUGUGGAUUCGAGACAGAAAGUAUCUGUACGCUAACGACCAAAGUCGAAGAAAGUGCAGAGAAAAUUGAGAUGUUGACGAAUGAGGUGAAGGAGCUGAAGGCGAUUCUGCAUCAGAAUCAUGCACUUAUUGAUCAACUAACAACCCUUAUGUCCAAGAAUCACAGCAACAGUCACAAGAGUCACAAGAAAGAAUUGGAUAUUGAAGUGAUCUGCAAAUGCAGAAAAUUGGGGAAGUUUAGUGAAAUGUGGAGUGAUGAUUUGAUGGAGGGUCGAAGUGUGAAGAUAAUGGAAAAUUCUGGACACAAGGAAUCAGUGAUUAAGGCAAAACGUCGACGAUCAUCUCGGGCUGCGAGUAUUGCUGUUGAGAAUGAGCACAUUCCACUUUCUAUGUCACCACGGGUGGAUGUCUUCCUUUCUCCCUUUUUCCGUGGCAGAUUCAAGACUAUGGCGCCACAGAUGAUGGUGCGCUGGAGGAAUGAUCCUCAGGCUAUGCUGGAGGAACAGUAUCCAUCGGAGGGUUUUGAGUAUAUGGAAGUUGGACCAUCACCGCCGGCUGAAAGUGCACCAAGUAUGUAUGAUAGCUUCGAGGAGCCUAGCACAGAACUUAGUGUGCAGAUCUGCAGUGAUACCUUACGGAUAAGUCUGCUGGAGCAGAUGAAGGUCACCAGUGGACGUCUCAAGCUUCUUGAGGAUAUUGAACAGAAGAAGAUUCUCAGUACGGAUGUUGUGGAUAUUUUUGCCACAGCAACCAAAGCCGAGAGGAAUCUAAGCUUCCUCUGGGCUGCUUAUCUCAAACGAUGGGAUCUCUUGGAGGAGUUCAUCGACACGGGAGCUGAUGUGAAUUUUAGUGAUAUCAAUGGAAUUUCAGCACUUCACUUGGCGGCUUUCAGUGGAUGUGUCAAGUGUACAAAGUUCCUUGUUAAUCGGGGUGUUGAUCCGAAUUUACAAACAAAGUGCUAUACGCCAUUGCACUGUGCUGCCUUUGGGAAUAGUGUCGAAGCGGCCAGUGUACUCCUACAACAUGAAGCAUCCGUGGACAUUAAUACCAGGAGGCAGCAUCUCACGCACAGCUACGAGGAAUCUCUGCUGCACUGCGCUGUCCGGGCCAAUGCUGUAGACUGUGUCAAGCUUUUCAUCACGCAUGGGGCUGAUGUGAACUCCGUCAAGUCUAAUGGAACCAAUCCCAUUCACUUAGCUGCAGAUCUAGGGUUAGCGCAAUGCUUGGAAGCCUUGCUAAGUGCCAAGGAUGCUGAUCCAAAUAUCAGGAUUUGCAUUCGCGAGAAGGAGUCCACAGCUCUUCACUUGGCAGCAGAUGAGGGAAAUGUUGAAUGCGUCACUCUACUUCUGGCCAAGGGAGCUGACGCUAAGCUGAAGAAUCACCGAGGAUUUACCCCGCUGCAUCUAGCAGCUCGGGCAGCAAGCUUAGAAUGCUGCGAGGUUUUAUUGAGGCUCGGAGGAGCAGAUCCCAAUGCCGAGGAUUUCGAUGAGAGAACUGCUCUUCAUGCUGGAAUAGGCAAGUCAGAGUCAGCGUUUGAUAUUUUAGAAACCCUUAUUGCCUGGGGAGCCAAUGUCAACCAUCAAGAUGUCUAUGGGUUUACAGCUCUGCAUCUGGCUGCUCUCGAUGGCCUGGCUCAAUGCGUAGAGAUGCUGAUCUUCCAUGGGGCUGAUGUCACGACAAAAUCCAAGAAAGGAACCUCAGCUCUCAAUGUGAUUACGCGGAAAACCCCAGCAUCCCUUGCAAUGGUUACGCACAAACUAGACGCUGCCAUAACUCUCCAUCACAGCCAGGAUACAGCAAAUCGCGAAGUUGAACUUGAACUAGACUUCAGGCAACUCCUACACCUAUCUUAUCCACGAGAAAUAAACUACCUAAACACCUUUGUAAAUGAGGGACAGAAGGAAUUCCUGCAGCAUCCGCUAUGCAGUGCUUUCCUCUACAUCAAAUGGGGAAAGAUCCGAAAGUACUACAUCGGUCGCUUGGUUUUUUGCUUCAUCUUCGUCCUCUUCCUUACGCUUUACGUGUUGACAGCCUUAGCCCAUAAUUGCUACAAUGGAAGCAAGGAUAUGGAGGAGACGAUUCAGGAGCAGGAACUCUGUCAGAAACAGAGUAUCUUGGGGGAUAUGCUGAGAAACAAUCCAUUUGUAAUGGAGAUGCAGUGGUGGGUCCUCGUAGCAAUUACGAUCUUUGAGAUAUUUCGAAAACUCUUCGGCAUCACAGGAUAUUCCUCUUUCCGGUAUUAUGUAACCCAAGCGGAGAACAUAAUUGAGUGGUUUGUGAUAACCAGUGUCUUUGUCAUCUCCUACAUCUACACCAAUCGCACAUACACCUGGCAGAAUCACAUAGGGGCCUUUGCUGUGCUCCUGGGAUGGACGAAUCUUAUGCUAAUGAUAGGACAACUACCAGUUUUUGGUGCCUACGUGGCUAUGUAUACAAAAGUUCAGGGGGAGUUUGCUAAACUCUUCAUGGCGUAUUCAUGUAUGCUAGUUGGAUUUACAAUCAGUUUCUGCGUGAUCUUUCCAUCUUCGUCGUCUUUUGCGAACCCUUUCAUGGGUUUCAUAACAGUUCUCGUUAUGAUGACCGGAGAACAGGAUCUUGAACUCUUGAUCAAUGAUCCCGAUGGGAAGGAUCCACCAUUCCUCCUUGAGAUCAGUGCGCAGAUCACCUUCGUCCUCUUCCUCCUCUUCGUCACCGUGAUCCUGAUGAACUUACUCGUAGGAAUCGCUGUACAUGAUAUCCAGGGACUGAAGAAAACAGCUGGGUUGUCCAAGCUCGUACGUCAGACCAAAUUGAUCUCAUACAUUGAGUCAGCUCUGUUCAAUGGAUACCUACCGACCUGGCUGAGGAAUCUCCUGCACUACACAGCCCUGGUAUCACCACAAGCCUACCGGGUUGUCCUGUGCGUCAAGCCGCUAAACCCAGGUGAGAAGCGUCUCCCGCGGGACAUACUGAACGCAGCUUACGAAGUUGGGAGGCAGAGGAAACACUUUGGCCAUACAAUUGCUCCUCGAAGCACGUCAGCAACGUACUUUUCGUACAAGAACAAAUUUGAUAACAAUAACAGUGCAAUUGUGGACAAAUCAACGGAUUCGGACUAUGGAUUUGAAACGGAAAGCAUUUGUACGCUGACCACAAAGAUAGAGGAGAAUGCUGAGAAAAUUGAGAUGUUGACUAAGGAGGUUCGCGAAUUGAAGACUAUUAUUCAACACAGUCACUCGUCUAUUGAUCAACUGCUGCAUAUUAUUCAGAAUUAUCAGAAAAAUAGCAGAAAGUGCGUCUGAGGAUCAUGAGAUCGUGUAUAGUGGCUUCGGAGACAGUGAAGUGAAACCUGAAAACUUCUAAAAAUGGACCUAGAUGACUUUUUCUCAGUUUCCGGUUGUGGUACUUCUAAUCGUGGUUGUAAAGUUGGUAGUAUUGUGAUCAAAUCGAAGGAAUUCAGUUCUGUUUUGUAGAAAAGUGAUACAAUUGAUACUGGCUUACUUAUUUCUUUUCUUACGACUUUCGUGGACCAAAAGUAGUCAAAUAUGGGAGUAAUACGGCUCGAUUUUGACGUAAAUUGUAUGGUUUGGAUGGGUUUUCACUAGCUUCUUCGUGUUGACUGGUCCUGAUCUCUACCCUCUUCUGUUAUCAAGAAGUUCGGUAACGAAAUGAAGUUUUUUAAUGUGAUUUUUAAUGCUUCAAUGUUAGAGUUAAAAUAAUCGAGCAAAAUGAAAAAAAAAACUGAGACAAUUUGGGCAUUAGUAAACUCCAUAUUUGAUCGACUUUCACUCGCGAACAAACGCCAAAUCCGUCAAAAAAUAAAUGUCGUGUCGACUUGCAGCUAACUUCAUUUUCAAUCGCGUCCUAAUGUUGUCAGAUAACAUGACACUUCCUUUGCAUGCUCCUGUAGCCGAUCGGGCGCAAAGUUUCACAGUAACAGAAAAUUCCCUGGAAUUUGUCUUCUAUUUUUCCGCGAGAGUUUCCGUGGAAAUAAACGCUUAUAUUCCGCUUGGAAUUUUGCGGAGUUAUCAGCUUUUUUUCGUGUGGAUUUCCUAGAAAAAAAAGUCCGAGGAAUUUUCUUGCAAGAUAUCUGAGAGCAUUCCCUGGAAAUUGAUUCAAAAUUUCCUUUGAAUAUUCCCAGUAUAUUUUCUGAUAUCUUUCCGACCAAGACUCCAUGGAAGUAAGCACGAAAAUUCUGCAAUUAUUUUUCGCCCUAACGCUAUAAUUCUUGCGAGCUAGACAUAGUCAAAUGAACGAUAUGGUAGCAAUAUUUUUAACUCAAAAUUAGAACAACUGAGUGUUCGUCUGAUAGAUGAAUACUCUCCAAGUUCUAAGCUUCCAAUUGGCACUGAUUGUCCAUAUUUGUGGAUGUUUUUUUUGUGUGGAAAUUCUCUAUUUAAGUUCCACGAAUUUUUAAUCAAUUUUUGGAAUUAUUUUGAAGAAAAAUAUAUUUAAAAAAUCCACUGGAAAAGUCGUGGAAUUCUGUAAUAUUUAACCACGGAAGCCUCUAAGGCCGUUGCAUGGAAAUUUCCACGGAGAAUUUCGUGGAAAUAAAGAGGAUUUUUCCAAAUUUUUAAAGGGCUGACUGCCGACUAUACCGCUAAUAAUCCAUAGGAAAAGCCGUGGAAAUAUUCGUUGGAGAAAAGUCCAUGGAAACUCGCGGACAUUUCUUAUUAGACGGUCCUAUACGGAGUUCCGCAAAUGUCCAUGGAACGCUAGGAAGAAAUUUAGCGUCAAAUUCCGUCUCGGAAGCUUACGCGGAUUUUGAACGGUAAAAUCCAGGGAAUUCCACGCGGAUUUUUAGCGGUAAAAUCAGCGGACAUGGCAGAAAAGGCUGCUGGAAAUCCAAUGGAAUCGCCGCGGCCGUUGGCUAUAGGGGCCAUUUAGCUUUAAGCGCCCUCUAACGCAGACGCUAAAUAUGGCCGCUCAAUUUCAAUGGCGGAUAAUAUUACGAUAAUUACGAUACUCUUCAUAAAAUGCAUUAAAAACAAAUUUAAAAAGUUUUUCAAGCCAUUUUUUGACACUUAAUUCGAAUUACAAAAAAAACCUAAAAGAAUAAAUGAGAAAAAAUGUUCUAGGUCCACUUUUAUAGACGUUUUCAGAGUCUGCUUUAUUUAACUGCAAGCCACUGUGGUAGAUCGCAAUCCCCAAUAUCUUUGAUAAAAUAUUUGUAUUGUUAUUGUGAUACUAAUUUAAAAAAAAAAAAGAAAUAUGUUACCAGAAAAACAUUGUGCUAUUGCCACAAAUUACAGUAGA